AUGAAUAAAGUAAGAUGUUCGAGAUUGUCAAGGUUGGUUAUAUUUAUUUUCUUUGAGGUUUUUAAUAAUCAUGAUCAAGAUACUGAAUUAAUAAAACAAACAGAUAGAAUAACUGAAGCUAAUCAUACCGCAGAAAAACUCAUUGCCAAUCAACAUACAUCAUCACAAGACAUUAUAAAUGAACAUUAUGAAGAAUUAAGAAUACAUAUUAAAAAUAGAAAUAUGACAGAAAAUUUAGUUCAACAAAAUCCAAUUGCAUCUCAAUCACAUCAAGAUUCACGACUAAAUCGUUCAUUAGAAACAAAUCAAGUUGUUGCGGUUACAGCAUCUUUUAAUUUAAAAAAUCUUCUUUCUUAUCAAGAUGUUAUGAAUGCAAUUGAACGUGAUUAUCAUUUACAUGAAGGACAAGAACGUGAAAUUAUUAUGAAAUUAUGGUUAAAAGGACAAACAAUGAUUUCUAUUUUACAACGUUUUAGAUAUUUAUUACAAGAUCUUAAUAUAGAUGAUAAAGAUUUUUCCGAAGGAUUAAAGCAAAUACGUGAAAGAAUAAAUUAUUCUCAUCGUGAUGUACAUUAUCUUCGUGAAAAAAUUCUUCUUCUUGAAAAUCAAUAUCAUUUUCUUGAAAAUGAAUUUCAACGACAAUUAGAUAAAAUUGUUGAAGAAAAAAAUGCACAUAUUAAUCGACUUAUUCAUAUUAUUGAUCAAACAUGUGUACGAACAACAGCUCAAACAAAAAAUCAUAUUAAUGAUGAAUAUUAUUCAUCAGGUAAUAUAUUUAUUAUGUUGAAGAAAGUUUUAGAAGAAAAAGAUCGAAAUGGUGAAGUUCAACAAUUAAUUGCACGUGCAGAAUUUAAUGCUCGUCAAUAUAUGACAGCUCUUAAUUUAACAGGUUUUACAUCACAAGCCACAUUAGUGAAGAUAGUGCCAUUAUCUUCAACAACACAAAUUUCAUGA
Messenger RNA from Rotaria sp. Silwood2, 954 nucleotides. The record is from the annotation of a GenBank genome assembly. Lineage: Eukaryota; Metazoa; Rotifera; Eurotatoria; Philodinida; Philodinidae.